Messenger RNA from Coregonus clupeaformis (lake whitefish), 4292 nucleotides. RefSeq names its product protein naked cuticle homolog 1. Gene Ontology annotation, cellular component: cytoplasm. Gene Ontology annotation, molecular function: calcium ion binding. The transcript has 10 exons. The coding region runs from base 333 to 1733 and encodes 466 amino acids. Lineage: Eukaryota; Metazoa; Chordata; Actinopteri; Salmoniformes; Salmonidae. The record is from RefSeq and is a predicted model, not a curated record. Gene Ontology annotation, biological process: negative regulation of Wnt signaling pathway.
AAAGAAUCUCGGCUAGCUUUCAUGUGCCGCCGUCGUCCAAUAAAACAGAAGAGAGCCUGCCUGCAAGUCGUCUAAUCUUGGGCGAGGUGUCAAUCAUGUUCAUUCAGCGGUUGAAGUGCGGGUUUUGGUAACCGCCUCCUUUACGCCUUGAAGGGAGUCGAAGCCGGGAAAGCUUUCUUCCGAUCAAAGGCUAGUGUGGCGCUGUUGCCGUAGGAUGUACUGAGCGCAGGCUGCUGCUUUCUUUACGGACGCUUCUUGUAUCGUCUGGAUAUCGCUGAUUUCUGGAUUAUAAAUACAUUUGAUGGUUUUCAAUCCCAACUCAAUGCAGAGAAAUGGGUAAACUUCACUCGAAACAUGCUGCGAUUUGUAAACCGAGGGAGAGUCCGGAGGGCGACAGUUUUGUAGUUAAUGCCUGUUUGGCAAGGAAAGGAAUUGACGAUUGGCUCGUGAAACAGAAAUACUAUUGCACGGGCUCGCGGCUUGAGCAACAGGACUGUCACCACACGAAUAAGUGCGGCUUGUCUACUCGGGAUGUGUUGGACAAGGCGUGUGCAGAGGGGAUCAGUGAUGAACAUUACCGUUUAGAAGUGGCUCUGCCCCCGGAGAAGAUGGUGGACAGUUGCUGUGUGGAGGAGAAGAUGCAGGGAAGAGAGAGCCAGGCGCCCGCAGGGACACAGAAACAGCUCCAGUUUGAAGAGCUUGAGUGUGCCGUCUCUGUAGAGGAAGACAACAGACAGGAGUGGACGUUCACGCUGUAUGAUUUUGACAACAAUGGCAAGGUCACCAGAGAGGACAUCACCAGCCUGCUCCACACCAUCUAUGAGGUGGUAGACACGUCGGUCAACCAUUCCCCCAGCAGCAGCAAGACGCUGCGGGUCAAGCUCUCCGUGGCCCCCGACUCCAGCCAGCGCUGGCGGAGCUGCACGCAGGGCCCCGCAGACAUGCCCCUCCCCAGAACCAAGACUGACAAGUGCAUUGAAGACCUUAAAAGUGCAGAGAAGAAGUCUCGAGCCCUCCUCAGGCGCCAUCACAGUGACCACCACACUGUCCAGCACCAGGUUCUGACCCAGCAGGGUCAGAGUCAGGGCUGUCAGCGCCACUGCGUGGAUGAGAACCUGGAGCGCAGGAACCACUACCUAGACCUGGCCGGCAUCGAGAAUUACACAUCCCGCUUGGAGCAGGUGACCCCCACCACAGAGCCUGUGAAAGCAGAGCCACAGACCCGACCAUCGAACCAGACCAGGUCUCGCUCUCAUGAACCAGAGAAUGGCCACUCCUACCCCCACCACCGCCGCUCGCAGGUGGCCAUGGAGAGCAGCACAGCUCCGGGCCCAGACACUCUUUGUCCCCCACGACCGGGUAAAGACUCAGGUAAACACGCCCUGCGCUCCCCCAAGACCCACAGCCGCACGCAUCCCACACAGACCACCACGGGCAGGGUGAUGAGGAGUAGAGGGGCCCCACCUCCCCCGGCCCUGCCCAGCCAGACCCCACCUCACCAGUCCUCAGCCCCCUACCGCAGGCACAAGCAGAGGGCCAAGGAGGGCCAGCAGCAGUACCGGGCCUUGGGGUCUCUGGGGGCUCCAGUGGGGCCUGUGAUGGAGAAGGAGCAGGUGAGGGACCUUCCCAGUGUGCUCCUCUAUGAAGGAGGGCUGGCCCAGAUGGUUCAGAGGCACGAGCAUCAUCACCACCAUGAACACCACCACCAUUACCACCACUUCUACCAGUCCUGAAGCCAGCCAGCCAGCCAGCCCGCUGCCGUGCUGCCCCCGGCCCCAGAGCACCUUCUCACAGCCCCACCUCCACCUGGCUCCACAGCCAGGACAGUAGACUCUGCAGACAGGCAGGCCCCUCCCACACAGGACAGCAACAGCACAGCCAGAACUGUGUCACUGUCAGGGGGUGCUGGGUCUUGCAUUGCCACAAGAGCUGGCCCUGUGGGCUGAGAGGACAGGACAUCAGGAGGAUUGAGUUGGACAGACAUGGAGGUGCAGGGUGAAGAGGGUUAUUAUGGGGUUGUCCAGGCAUGAAGAGUCCCUGUGAGGCAGCGGGACAGUGUCUUAGUCUUCAGGCAUGCCAGGAACCAGGAGCAGGACAGGGCAGAGGGAUGUAACUGGGGAACCAGGAGCAGGACAGGGCAGAGAGAUGUAACUGGGUAACCAGGAGCAGGACAUGGCAGAGGGAUGUAAUUGGGGAACCAGGAGCAGGACAGGGCAGAGGGAUGUAACAGGGGAACCAGGAGCAGGACAGGGCAGAGGGAUGUAACUGGGGAACCAGGAGCAGGACAGGGCAGAGGGAUGUAACUGGGGAACCAGGAGCAGGACAGGGCAGAGGGAUGUAACUGGGGAACCAGGAGCAGGGCAGAGGGAUGUAACAGGGGAACCAGGAGCAGGACAAGGCAGAGGGAUGUAACUGGGGAACCAGGAGCAGGACAGGGCAGAGGGAUGUAACUGGGGAACCAGGAGCAGGACAGGGCAGAGGGAUGUAACUGGGGAACCAGGAGCAGGACAGGGCAGAGGGAUGUAUCUGGGGAACCAGGAGCAGGACAGGGCAGAGGGAUGUAUCUGGGGAACCUGAGAGGCACAGAAGGAGAAAAGAGACUUGGCUGUAAUCCUUCAGAGGACUCCUCUCAUCCCUCUCUGUCUGUCUGGUUCUCUGAACCCCUCUACUGUGAUGGACUAACUGACUUUAUGAAGCCAUACGGGCCCCGACAUCUUCACAGACCUCUGAGUUUUGGGGAAGAGGAAUGAGAGGUGAGGGGCUGGUUUGGAUGGAAAGACUGUGAUGUAAAAAUAUAAAAUAUAUGAAGGAAAAUAGAAAUGCCCAGUGUCCAGUGAGUUUGUGUUAGAGAGAGAGAGCAUAUGUGUAUUUUGUGUGUGUGUGUGCGAAAGAGAGAAAAAUAAUGUGUACAUUUGUGUGUAUGAAUAUACAGUGUGUGUGUGUGAGAGCAUGUGUGCAUUGGUUCAAUUGAAUGUUUGCGUAUGUGUGUGUGUGUAUGUGUAUGUAUAGUAUCCGUGUGUCUGUGUGCAUGUGUUCCCUGUCUGUUGUGACACCCCUGUCGCCACUGAAAACCACUUGAAAAGCACUUGUGGGUGCAGUUGCAUUGGAGACACUUUGGGCUGUCAGAACAGAGGACAGACAGGCAUCAGAUGGAGAUGAAGAAGACAAGAUCAUCCAGCUCCUGACUCUCACAUGCAAUACAGGACACUCCCUGAGAGAAAAAUUUUGAAAUGUUCAGUGAGAAUAGAAGACUGUAAUCAGCUGCUACCUCUGGUGUUAUUAAUGGAAUUGUUGUUAUUAUUGUUAUUAUUCAGAUGUUAUUUUUCAGUUACAUUUUGUUUUAUUUUUAAAGAUGCCACAAUCUGCAGUCGUGUAGUGUUGAAACGCUCCUACAUAUUUUACCUAUAUAUUGUAUGUACACGUUUAACACAGGUAUAUUAUCAACAUUAUAAGCUUAAUUUAUAAUGUGAUAGGUUUGUAUCAACAAUCUAAAUCCUAAAUUCUUUCUCCCUCAACCCCAUAUUUCCCCUAUUGAAAGACCACUCUGUAUACAAUUUAGACCAUCAAAGAUACAACUCUGACUCACCACACACAGUUCUUUCACACAAAUGGUCAGAGUACACCUUCUCAAGUACAUCUCUGCUUUGAAUAGUGUCUGUCCAAUCGUUGUGGUUAGCAGUUCACAGUAAGGCUCUUUCUCAUUAGCUGAAUCAUAAAUAUGUGAUGGUUGACAAUCCACAGCAGUCCCAUGAUCCUCCAGGUCUGAUCAUACCACAUGACCCUAACCGCUGUCCACCCAUGGGGCAUCCCCGUCCCCAGCUGUCAGCACCCGUUUCACCAGGCCGCCAUCAUGCCAUGUGUCCCCAGCACUCAGGCAACAAGGCUCUGUUUAUGACGCUGGCUGGGCGGGCUGGGCCGGGGUGGAGGCUCUCAGCUGUCUGUCUCAUUCCUCUGCUGCUAGGUGACACCAGGCCUGGCCCGCAGGCUCCACCAGGACCAUAACUCACCCUGCUGAAGGCCUGCUGUCGGGCAGGCAGCUCCAACCACACAGGACCUCUCAGAUCCUCUUCCACCCUAGGUGAACCAUCAGAGCCCUACACCACUGUUUAGGACAGGUCACUACGGUAUGCCUGCAUCUGGGUCCAGGAGCUCCUGACUGAAUAUCAUCUGGCCAGGGUAAAGGGGAAAAUACUGUAAUCAGCAAUGUUCCCUCAUUUUUUUAAGUCACUGAGCAAAUUUCAGGUCUGCUGAGCGCAAACUUGAACGUUGUUAAAAUUCUGUGCAACUUCCAG